Messenger RNA from Carassius carassius (crucian carp), 813 nucleotides. RefSeq names its product pancreatic progenitor cell differentiation and proliferation factor A. The coding region runs from base 190 to 543 and encodes 117 amino acids. The transcript has 5 exons. NCBI's taxonomy places the organism in Eukaryota, Metazoa, Chordata, Actinopteri, Cypriniformes, Cyprinidae. Gene Ontology annotation, biological process: cell differentiation; multicellular organism development. The record is from RefSeq and is a predicted model, not a curated record.
CCCAGCGUGUUGUAAAAUUUGGAGCGAAAGAUCUUGGAGGGUCUCAACCAAGAGCCACAACACAAAUGGGCCUCGUCGCCUAGCUUUUAGCCGACCAAACCUUGCUUUUGGUGUAUUACCAACAUCAGCACUCACCAAAAAUAAAAGGUCUUUCCAUCUUCCACACAGCUGACCUUUGAGGACGGGAAAAUGGCAGCAAUUCCAUCCAGCGGUUCCCUUGUUGCCACCCAUGAUUACUACCGAAGGCGCAUAGGAUCUACAUCUAGCAACAGUUCCUGUGGCAGUUCGGAGUACUCUGGGGAGGUCAUUCCACACCCACCAGGUCUGGCACGACAGGACUCUGGUCACUGGUGGUCCAGUUUCUUCUUUGGGAAGCAGAAUCAAAUGGGGACACUCAAUGAAUUUGAAUCCCAGCAGAAGGCUGGCAUCUACACAGUGACAAAUGGUCAGGUGUCCUGCAUUGCCCGAGAGAUUGUGAUGAAGAGACACUUGAGUGAAAGUAGUGACUCCGGGAAGGAACCAGGAUCCCCGCUCCCCCCAUAAACAACCCCAAUCCAAUUCCACACCUGUACCUCUCAUCCAGGAGUCACCGUGGGCAGAAGCAGGCGACGGAGGCUCCAUUUUUUUUUUUUUUUUGUAAAAAUCGGCUGCUUUUUAUGUCAUGCUUCAUAGUGCACUUUUUUAUAUACCUAUGACCAACAUUGUAAAACUUAAUAGCAAAAAAAUGCUUUCCAUAUGACUUGAGUGUAUCACUGGGUGCACUUUGCAAUUGUAUUAUAUUUGCUAUAAAUAAAUUACUUACUGCAGCCAAAA